Ambispora gerdemannii is the source of this 798-nucleotide messenger RNA. NCBI's taxonomy places the organism in Eukaryota, Fungi, Glomeromycota, Glomeromycetes, Archaeosporales, Ambisporaceae. The record is from the annotation of a GenBank genome assembly.
AUGGCACAACUUGAAUUUCCACAACUUCCUCACAUAAAUGAUCCUAAUUUGGAAAGUAAUGCGUUAACUCAUCCAAGCAUAAACAGACACAACAACAUAGUUGAGAAUCCAUGCAUUACCUUCCACCGUCUCCGCUUUCUUGGCCACUUUUCGUUCUUGAUGCAACUGACAAACGACAUUUUCCAUAGAUAUCCAACCCAUAACGCGCGUCAGCUCCAAAAGCUAGUUGAUACUAUUUCUGCUCGCAAUCAACUUGCUGAAUUCGCGUUGGGAACACAGCUCGAUUCAAAGAUAUGUGCUUCAAUUCCUCCAGAAAAAGUUCGUGCUAAUCAGCGAAUUUUAUCAGACUGUUUUUUGGCAUAUAUUGGCGCCAUGUAUUUGGAUAUUCGCGAAAUUCAUAGAGGGGGAAUGUGUGACGAGGGUGGUGAUAUUGGAUUGUUUGUGAAAGGGUUGGUAGAUUGUUGGCUAUGGCAGAAGAUUUCAUUCAAUUCAGUUGUUCCAGUAUUCGUCAAUAGCUAUGGUAACGGGAUCAAGAAUGGGAUUACGAAUACACAGCAUAUCAAUGGAAGCGCCCAUGAUGAUGAUGAUGCAAGUAGCGAAAGUACGAUCUCAAGUACAGUUGCAAACGAGACCAGAAAUCACGCAGUCUUUACUACCAUUCGCCAUAUAUUUAGCGAUAUAAGCUCUGUAGGAACUUCUACAAAUGGAGAUAGCUCUGAAGAUGGCGCAAACGGUGAUGGCACGCUAAUCCAAAAUGAUCAUUUACUACGAAUCAGUCACCAGUAUUGGAAACGAUAA